Ichthyophthirius multifiliis is the source of this 1182-nucleotide messenger RNA. RefSeq lists its product as hypothetical. NCBI's taxonomy places the organism in Eukaryota, Ciliophora, Oligohymenophorea, Hymenostomatida. The transcript has 4 exons. The record is from RefSeq and is a predicted model, not a curated record.
GGUUAUUCUACAUAAUAAGGAACAUAAAAUUAUAAAAAUAAUCAUAUUUCUUAAAAUAUACAUCCUAAAAAUUAUAAAAUUCCAUUUAAAUCUGAUUUAACUUUAACAAGCAUAGGAUUUGGUUCUUAUUAAGGAAUACCAGAAUAAGAAGAUGAUAUUAAAGUUAUUUUUUUAUAGUAUAUUUAUAUAUAUAUAUAAAAAUAGAUGUUUAAUGCAUUAAUUAAUAGUUUAAAAUCAGGUAGUAUAAAUGUAAUUGAUACUGCAAUAAAUUACAGAUAUUAAAAAUCUGAAAGAAGUAUAGGAGCGGCUUUAUAGUAUUUACAUAACGUCGAAAAAAUAGGCAGAGAUGAGUAUUUUUUAUGCUCAAAAGGCGGUUUUUUACCAGAAGAUGCUGAUUAGGGAAUUCCUAGUUAAGUAUUAGUAAAUGAACUAAUAAAUAAAGGAAAAAUAAAAUAAGAUGAUAUUGUUGGAAAUUGCCAUUGUAUGCAUCCAAAUUAUUUAGAGGAAGUUUUAGAAAAAAGUUUAGAUAAUUUAGGAGUUGAAUGUCUAGAUUUAUAUUAUUUACAUAAUACUUCUGAAGUACAAAUGCCUGUUUUAGGCGAAAAGGUAUAUUGGAAAAAAUUACAAUAAGCUUUUGAGUUUUUAGAAAGAUAAAUAUAGUUAAAAAAAAUAAAAAAUUACGGAAUAGCAACUUGGUUGGCUUUUAGAUCUCCUCCAAACGAAGAAAAAAUUCAUUUAAGCUUAGAAAAAGUAGUAUAAUUAGCUGAAAAAAUUGGAGGAAAAAAUAACGGAUUUAAAUUUAUAUAAUUACCUAUUAAUAUUAUGAUGGCUGAAUGUUUUUCUGAGAAAUGGUAGAAAUUUUAAAAUUAAGAUUUACAAUUAUUAAGAGUUGCUAGAGAAUUAGAAAUUAAUGUUAUUGUAAGUUCGACUUUGAUGGGUGGCAAACUAUUUUAAUCUCCCUUAUAAGGAGAUAUCUUUAAAUAAUGUAAAAGUAAUGCCACUAGGCAUUUAUAAUUAAUUAGAUCAAUACCAUCCACUUCUAUAUGCAGUGCAUUAGUUGGACAUAAAAGUUAUAAAAAUGUAAUGGAUAAUUUAGAAUUAGGAAAAAUACCUUUAUUAACAGAAGAUGAAUUUUGGGAUUAUUUAUUACCACUAGAAGAAGAAGAUAUAUAAUAAAAAUGA